CCUUUCGGUGCAUAGAAGGUGAUAUAGGAAUUUCUUUUCGGACAAAAGUUUGGUGGAGAAAACAGUGUUGGGAGACUAUAGUUUAUUGCCUACAUAGUUUAUUUUCAUUCUGAAUAUGGUCAGAACUGAUGGAAAGAAGUGAACCUGCAUUAGUUCCAGAAUGGUUGAGAUGUACAGGAAAUGUUGGUGGUGGCAGCCCUUCAAGCCACCAUUUUUCAUCUUCUUCUUUGCACUCAGAUGUUUCUUCGUCCUCAGCAUGGAAUAGAUGUUCUAGAAGCAACAGUGAUAAGGAUAGUCAGCGGUCUCCUUUUCUGGAACGUAAUCAUUCAUCUAAUUGUAGGCGUAGUUCAGGAAAUAAUGGUUCUGCAAAGCAUCCAUACAGCAGUUUUAAUAGAAGUCACCGGGAUAGAAACCGUGAAAAAGAUAAAGACAGGUCCACUGUUGGGGAUUUCUGGGAUCGAGAUUCUUCUGAUCCUUUGGAGAGUAUUUUAACAAGUGUUGAAAAGAGUUCCUUGAGACGCUCUCAGUCAUUAGUGUCCAGGAGAACAGUUGAAUUGUUACCCCGUAAGUCAGAGGAAUUGAAAAAUGGCAUGAACCUGAAUCAGUAUAUUGCAAAUGGCAGUCAUCUGGGGGGAAGUAAUAUAAGCGGUGUUCAUAAGGUUGCAUUCGAAAAGGAUUUUCCUUCUCUUGGAAAUGAAGAAAAGCAGGGAGGAUCUAGUAUUGGGAGGCUAUCUUCACCUGCUCUUAGUACAGCUGUUCAGAGUCUUCCUGUAGUUAACUCAGGGUUGCUUGGUGGUGAGAAAUGGACUUCUGCCUUGGCGGAGGUGCCCUCUGUAAUUGGCAGCAACAGCAUUGGGAACUUAAGUGCUCAGCAAAGUGCUAUUGCAACUCCGUCUGCUUCUUCAACUGCAAUGGCUGGCCUUAACAUGGCUGAGGCGUUAUCACAGGCUCCACCGCGUGCACGCCUCACUCCCCAAGUACCUGAUAAGACACAGAGGUUAGAAGAAUUAGCCAUAAAGCAGUCUCGGCAACUAAUUCCUAUGACACCAUCGAUGCCCAAAGCCUUGGUUUCCAGUUCUUCAGACAAAUCAAAGCAACCAAAAGCUGCAGCAAGAGUAAAUGAGAUGGUCGUUACUCCUAGGAAUAUGCAGCAACAGCAGCAGCAACCAAUCUAUUCACCUCAACUUCCUAAUCAAUCUCGUGCUGGCCAAGUCAGGUCUGAUGCUUCAAAUGCCUCUCAUGCUGGAAAGUUUCUGGUUCUGAAGGCUGCAAAGGAGAAUGGUGCCAACUCUAAUGCUAAGGACGCUUCUAGUCCAACUAACAAUUCCAUUAGAAAGGUGGCAGUAAGCCAGAUUCCACUAUCUGCAAUAACUCCAAUUGCUCUGACAAGCCCUACUAAUCCAAAGGCUUCCACUCUUGACAAGAAGGCAGCUGCAUUGUCUCUGAAUUCGAGACCUACCGCAGAGAAGAAAUUUUCCUUGUCUCAAGCACAGAGUAGGAGUGAUUUUUUUAACCUCAUGAGGAAGAAGACCUUGCGUAAUACUUCUUCUGCCAUCUCGGAUUCAGUUUCUGUCAUUUCAUCUCCUUGUGCUGUUAAGUCUGAGGAAAAUAGUACAGAAGCUAAUAGUGCUCCAAUAAGUCCUCUUGUUAAUGAGAAUGGGAGUCAGAUGAUCACUGACGGUGAUAGUCACAGCUCUGGUGAUCAGGUGCAAAGUUUUGUGGAUGCUGGAGAGAGAAAUUUGUAUCUUAAUGGAGCACUCUAUCCAGAUGAAGAAGAGGCUGCAUUCCUUCGUUCACUUGGGUGGGAGGAAAAUGGGGAAGAUGUGGAAAUUACAGACGAGGAGAUCGUUGCCUUUUAUGAGGAGGUAACUUUGCUUCUAUUUCCAAGAUAAUGUC
Molecule: messenger RNA, 1896 nt
Organism: Coffea arabica (coffee)
Lineage: Eukaryota; Viridiplantae; Streptophyta; Magnoliopsida; Gentianales; Rubiaceae
Source: RefSeq, a predicted model, not a curated record